This is a messenger RNA of Olea europaea var. sylvestris, 845 nucleotides long. Its product is annotated as ethylene-responsive transcription factor 2-like. Gene Ontology annotation, biological process: regulation of DNA-templated transcription; ethylene-activated signaling pathway. Gene Ontology annotation, molecular function: DNA binding; DNA-binding transcription factor activity. The record is from RefSeq and is a predicted model, not a curated record. Bases 82 to 684 code for a protein of 200 amino acids. NCBI's taxonomy places the organism in Eukaryota, Viridiplantae, Streptophyta, Magnoliopsida, Lamiales, Oleaceae. The transcript has a single exon.
UUGUCAAAUGUUCUGUAUCUCUUUCUCUGUCGAUCCUAAAAAAAUUAUUGAAAAGCUUCGAUAUUUGUAAGAAUACGAGCUAUGAUCUACGAAAAUGGCGAUUAUGAAGCAGACCUUGAGCUUCUUGAAUCAAUACAAAGACACUUGCUUGAUGACUCUCAAACUCCGAUAAGAUUCUCCGCUGAAAAUUAUUCAGAUGAGAUGUUUCUAUUUGGUGUAGGCAACGAUGCUUCAAGUGCGGGAUGGCUGCAGUCUAUCUCCGCCAUUUCUACGGAGGCACCAGCAGAAAGGGUGGAGGAGAUGACGGUUGUGAAGGUGGAGCCGUCGAUGGAGGUCCCUAGGGUGAAGAAUUAUAGAGGUGUUAGGCGGCGGCCGUGGGGAAAAUUUGCGGCGGAGAUAAGGGAUCCGUCGAAAAAUGGGUCACGAGUAUGGUUAGGGACGUAUGAGACAGCGGAGGAUGCUGCAGUGGCCUACGACAGGGCUGCUUAUCGUAUUCGGGGAUCGCGUGCAUUGCUGAAUUUUCCGCACAGGAUAAAUACUGGUGAGCCGGAGCCCGUCCGCGUUACAUCGAAGAGGACUGCCAUCUCGCUGGAUCGGAUUUCGUAUUCGGGAGCAUUGGAAAAUGGGGCACAUAAGAAGCGGAAGAAGGUGGCAGAGGCACCGGCGGUGCAAAAUGGGUGCUGAGUGUAUAGCAUUUUCUAGUGUCUUGUUUGGCUGAUUUGCUAUUUGUAUUCUUUCUUUCAAUCACUAUCAUAUUCUCUUCCUUUCUUAAGAAAUGGAGAUCUGUAUUUUAUGUAUUGAUACUACUUGCUAAAUUUCACGCCGAUCAAAAAUGAAAUAACUAA